Molecule: messenger RNA, 606 nt
Organism: Didymosphaeria variabile
Lineage: Eukaryota; Fungi; Ascomycota; Dothideomycetes; Pleosporales; Didymosphaeriaceae
Exons: 1
Coding region: 1-606 (201 amino acids)
Biological process (GO): regulation of MAP kinase activity; protein dephosphorylation
Cellular component (GO): cytoplasm
Molecular function (GO): JUN kinase phosphatase activity
Source: RefSeq, a predicted model, not a curated record
AUGUCCUACCUCCUUCACGGCAGCACCUCACACACAGGCAUGGGCUGGGUCGACCGCAUCCCCCGCGCCGGCGGAAACCUCUACAUCGGCGGCCUCUAUGCCCUCUAUCAAACCGACCUCAUCAAAGCUGCUAACAUCACCCAUGUGCUCUCUGUCGUAGACUAUGAGCCUAACUUAUCGCCAAAUGAACAUCUGUCAGGGUUGGAGAAAAUGCACGUCUGGGCUGAAGACGAUCCGAAUGAGGAUUUGCUGAAGUGGUUUGAGAAGACGACAAAGUUUGUGAGGGAGGGGUUGCAGGGUAAUGGUGGGGUGUUUGUGCAUUGCGCUAUGGGCAAGAGUAGGAGUGCGGCGGUCGUGGUGGCGUUCUUGAUGUGGGAGUUUGGGGUAGGGGUGGAAGAGGGGUUAAGGUGGGUUGAGGAGGGAAGGCCGGUUUGUGAGCCGAAUCCGGGGUUCAAAGAGCAACUCAGGGUUUGGGAGAAGAUGCUGAAAGAGCAGGAUGGGGUCAAGAGGCAGGAUAUCUAUCAAGCAUUCGAGAAGAACCGGUUCAAGGGAAGUGCGUGGGAAUGGGAGAAGCGAGCUGAAGUGGAGGAGAAGGCGAGGUUAUAA